UCCCUACAAAUUUCAGGCCUGUACUCAGGGACUCGGAUAUAUGCUAUCGGGAGUGGAGUCCAGCUUAUAUGUAUGCGAGGCGAACGACCAGCUGUAUGCAAAGAUUUGCCCCACGAUUAUCAUUCAAUGGUUGCAUUCAGUCAACGCUGCCCUGAUUGUCAGCGUGACGAAGUCGGAUUAUGGAUAUCCUGUUUCGUCGGGAUAUAUCUCAGUGCUUUCAAACGUCUCCUGUAAGCCGAAUUGCACUUUUAGCACGCGAGGCGUUCAAAAUUUGUAUCUGCUUGAAGAUGCCUAUAAAAUGGCACAGGCAGCCUUAUUGGACCAUCUCCAUCCUCUCUUUUCAAAUCGCAUUUUCAAACGUUGCAUGCCUUGCUCUUGCCUUUGUUGUUGGGUGGUAUAACUUCGGUCGAAGGAACUCCAACAUUGACAACAUACCCGGACCUGCACCCCAAUCGUGGUCUGCCGGCAACUUUCCGCAACUUAUGGACCAAUACGAAGGCUGGGGAUGGAAUGACUUUCUUGCGAAGAAGUAUGGAAGUACCCUUCGCUUACAUGGACCAUUUGGGUCCAAGAUCCUUUAUACGUUCGAUCCCAAAGCAAUGCAUACGAUUCUUGUGAAGGACUCUCACGUAUUUGAGGAAACUGCUGGGUUCAUCGAGUUCAAUCGCAACGUCUUUGGAAAAGGUCUAUUGGGAACCGUGGGGGACUAUCACCGCAAACAGCGCAAAAUGCUCAAUCCGGUCUUCUCUGCCGCACAUAUGCGAGAAAUGGUUCCAAUAUUCUUCGAUGUAUCCCAUAGACUCAAGGAUGCUCUUAUGAAGCAGCUGGAAAGUAAUUCGAAACUGCAGGCUGAGCAAGAGAUCGAUAUUUUAUCGUGGCUUGGUCGUACUGCAUUCGAGCUGAUAGGUCAAGCUGGUCUCGGAUAUUCCUUUGAUCCUAUGAAUGACGAAGAGUCUGCGCAUCCGUUCAGUGGGGAAAUGAAAUCGUUAUUUCCUCUCCUCACCCCCAUGAUGUUCUGGUUCACUUACGUCCUUCCCCUGGUUUCAAACAUCGGUCCUCCGAGCUUCCGGCGCUAUGUCAUAAAUAUUUUACCUUGGAAGAACCUACACCAGAUGCGCGACAUAGCAGAUUAUAUGUACAAGGUAGCUACAGAUAUCUUCGAGGAAAAGAAACGCGCAUUGGAAGCAGGAGAUGAAGCUAUCAAAAACCAGAUUGGCAAAGGCAAGGACGUGAUUAGUGUUUUGAUGAAGGAAAAUAUGAAAGCCUCUAAAGAAGAUCGACUGGAUGAAGACGAGGUGAUUUCUCAGAUGACUAGUUUAUUGUUCGCAGCUACGGACACAACCUCGAGUGCCUUGUCUCGGCUGGUUUCUCUUCUUUCCAAGCACCCGGAUAUCCAAGAGAAACUCCGUCAAGAAGUUACCGAGGCUCGACGGAACAAUAAUGGCGAAGAUUUGUCCUACCAUGAAGUGAAUUCUCUUCCGUAUCUUGAUGCAGUCUGCAGGGAAUCUCUACGACUAUACGCUCCGGUCACUUCUAUGUCGCGAUACACCCUUCAAGAUGCAGUCGUGCCUCUGUCAAAACCAAUUAUAGGUGUUGACGGGACUGAGAUACGAGAAAUAUCAGUUCCUCGGGGCACCCAAGUGGUUAUAUCAAUGUACAACGCGAACAGGAAUGAAGAACUGUGGGGUCCUGAUGCAAAUGAGUGGAAACCCGAGCGCUGGCUCUCCCCUCUGCCUGAAGCUGUUAUUCAAGCGCAUGUUCCCGGUAUCUACUCUCAUUUAAUGACAUUCAGCGCCGGUUCACGCUCUUGCAUUGGCUUCAAAUUUUCUCAACUAGAAAUGAAGGUGGUUCUGGUGGUUCUUCUCGAGUACUUCAAAUUCUUCCCCUCGGCAAAGGAAUUGGAAAUCCGAUGGCAAAUGAAUAGUGUAGCGGCACCGGUCGUUGGAAAGGACGCUAAUAUUCAUCCUUCCUUGCCCAUGAAUCUGAGUCUGGUCGAUCAUUAGGUAUGGAUGAAGUAGAAAAUGAGACAAGUGAUAGAUCAUGAUUGGCAU
Molecule: messenger RNA, 2051 nt
Organism: Lentinula edodes (shiitake mushroom)
Lineage: Eukaryota; Fungi; Basidiomycota; Agaricomycetes; Agaricales; Omphalotaceae
Product: cytochrome P450
Exons: 24
Coding region: 180-2003 (607 amino acids)
Molecular function (GO): heme binding; monooxygenase activity; iron ion binding
Source: RefSeq, a predicted model, not a curated record